GAAAAUUCAUAUAUAUAUAUAUAUAUAUAUAUGCACAUAAUGUAGCGUCGACUUCAUUGCAGUUAAACAUUUAGCAAUUUCGAAUUAGAAUUAAGAGCUUAUUUUUCUUUAAAUGGAUGCUAUGAUUUCUCGAUCAUCGAGAUACGGCCGGCAACAAGGGUCCUUAUACAGGGACAAACCGACCUUGGACAGGUCCCUACAUACCUUCCCGCCGGACAGACACUCCGACAUCUUUCGUCGUCCGGGUGGUCUCAUUUCCGUUCCGGGAAAGCUGAAACCGGCAUCAGCACCGGAGAACAGAGCGCCUCGCCGGCUAACCAAGCUUCUGUUGAACGUGACGAUAGAGAGGAGCUUGGGGCCGGUUCAGGUUGUUAUGCCGCCUGAGAAUACAGUCGGCGAUUUGGUUAAGUCGGCGAUGGAGAUUUACGUGAGAGAGAAGAGAAGGCCCUUGCUCGUUGAUAACAAUCCGCACCGUUUUGAGCUUCACUACUCGCAGUUCAGCUUGGAGAGUUUGAAGGUAGAGGAGAAGUUGAUAAAUUUGGGGUCCAGGAAUUUUUUCUUGUGCUCAAAGCCCAUAACCUCUGUUAGUUCUUCUUGCUCUGAGGAAGCAAGCAAGGCAAACCAUUCUCUAUUUCCUUUGACCAAGUUAAUGGAUUUCUUGCUUUAAUUAGCAAAGAGUAAAUGCUAUCUUUUUUUUUUUUUUUUU
Messenger RNA from Ziziphus jujuba (common jujube), 706 nucleotides. RefSeq lists its product as uncharacterized. Bases 113 to 667 code for a protein of 184 amino acids. The record is from RefSeq and is a predicted model, not a curated record. Lineage: Eukaryota; Viridiplantae; Streptophyta; Magnoliopsida; Rosales; Rhamnaceae. The transcript has 2 exons.